CACUCAACUCACCUCCCCCACCCACACACCCUACCCACACCCACACACCCACCCUUCCAACCACCACACACAUACCACACCGGGCAUGGCGGACCUCCUCCCGCCGCUGUGCCAAUACUGCGGGGCCACCCGCCCGAGCUGUGGCGAGGACCCGUGUGCGCCCAUCUUGUGGACCCUCUCCGCGCUCUUCACCGCCACAUGGCUUGUCGCUCUUGCUGCGGCGGCGGCGGCAGCUACCACACCGCCGGCUGCUUUGCCUGCUGGCCGCAUGUGGCGCUGGGCUGUGGGAGGAUCAGGCGCUCUGUUGGCCCUCUCGGCCUGUGCCGCUGCGCUUGCCAGUAUCCUGCCUGUGGCUGAUGCUGCUGUCCUCGCCCCGGACGCCUGGUUCAUGGUCCUGCUCGCCGUCGCCGUGCCGCUCACCCGCGCUGCUGCUGCUCUUCUCCUCAUGCCUGUCUGGCUCGCGCUGUACGCAGAGGCGACUGCAUCCGGCGCGCGAGCCGCAAAUGCUGCCCGAUCGCUUGUCGCUCUUCUCCUCGCCGCCCUCGCCCUCGCUGCUCUCGUCCUCGCCGCCCAUGCCUGGGCCGGUGAUGCCCGCGACAUCACGGCCCUCGCCCCCUACAGCCUAGCAGCCGAUGCUCUCAUCUCGGUCGCAGGUGUCAUGUGGCUUGUUCAUGCCGUCCCGCGCGUCAUUUCACUGCCCUCGUUCGCCGGUGUCGUCUCCAAGGACAUGAACUUGUUGAGGACGACCUCCCGUCGCAUCGCGGUCUACACCGCCCUCGCUUGUCUGGCAGUGGUCAUCGAGGCUGUCCGCUAUGCGCUAGACCAUCUCCGGUCGUCAACAGACCGAGACCACCGCGCCGAGCGCAACGGCGUCUUUGUCGCUCUCGCUGCCACCACGUCGCUCCUGCGCUGGCUCGUUCUCGUCGCCACCACCGCCACCGUCGUCUCAUUUGUCCGCCACGCCAUGGCGCGUGCCGCCCGCCUCGAGUAG
Messenger RNA from Thecamonas trahens ATCC 50062, 991 nucleotides. RefSeq lists its product as uncharacterized. Lineage: Eukaryota; Apusomonadida; Apusomonadidae. The transcript has 2 exons. The record is from RefSeq and is a predicted model, not a curated record. Bases 86 to 991 code for a protein of 301 amino acids.